AUAUAUAUAUAUAUAUAUGCAUAUGUUCAAAUUUGCGCGUGCGCAAGUAUAUUUGACGAAACAAUGGAAAAAUACGAAGUUUUGAAACAAGUGGGUGAGGGAUCUUUUGGACAAGUAUAUAAAGCAAAAAAAAGAUCCGAUGGUGAAAUUGUAGCUUUUAAAGUAAUCCGGAAGCGUGGUAGAUCGUUUAAGGAAUUGAAAAGCUUGCGUCAAGAAUGUGAAAUUCAACGACGUCUUCAUCAUCCAAAUAUUGUUCAAAUGCUUGAUUCAUUUGAAACAGAAAAUGAGAUAGUUGUUGUGACUGAAUAUGCAGAUAAGGAAUUGUAUGAGAUAUUAGGUAAAGCAGGUCGUUUAUCUGAACAAAGGGCACAAGUAAUAGCUUGUGAUCUUGUGUCUGCACUUUAUUAUUUGCAUUCCAACAGAGUAUUGCACAGGGAUCUUAAACCACAAAAUGUACUUCUUGAAAGCAAUGGAGUGGCAAAAUUAUGUGAUUUUGGAUUUGCUCGCAGUAUGAGUACAGGCACACAUGUAUUAACUUCUAUAAAAGGAACGCCAUUAUAUAUGGCUCCAGAGCUUAUAGAAGAACGCCCUUAUGAUUAUAAUGCAGAUUUGUGGUCUUUGGGUUGCAUUGUAUAUGAAUUAGUGGUAGGGUCUCCACCUUUUCAAACAACUUCUAUCCUUCAUUUAAUCAGGUUAAUAAGAUUUGAAGCGAUUAAGUGGCCAGAUUAUAUUUCACAAAAUUGCAAACAAUUCUUACAGGGAUUAUUACAAAAGGAUCCUUCGCAAAGGUUAACUUGGCCAGCUCUUUUAGAUCAUCCUUUUGUCAAAAAUAGACUAGUAAUAGUUGGUGAAAUUGGACCUACACCAUUUACUACACCUCUAUCUGCAAGUCAAACUAGAGAAAAACAGUUGCAGUUACAAAAUUUGACGGUGCAACCUACUGAUCAUCAGUCAAAAUUUUUGGAGAAGGCAAUUAAAAAGUUACAAGAACACGAAAGAACAAUCGAAGAACGCCGGCAAAAAACAUUUACGUCAUAUCCGCGUUAUCCAAUAGCACACGGUUAUUGCCAGUAUGAUACGAAUCAAUGUUACACUUUACGGCAUAGCGAACCAAGUGGAACGGAUUCUAGCACCAGUGUCGAUGUACUGUUAGGAAAUCUUAGCUUAAGAGCAUCCUUGAAAAGCGACUUACUCUCAGCAGAUCAUGCAUUAUGUCAAAGUGAUUGUCCAAACACCAAUGACUCGACGAAUAAACAAGACGGUUUAACAUUCGAACGAAUGUUGAGCAUUAAAUUACCGGUUUACGUAAGCGAACGAAAUCCGAAUGAAUAUCUGAAAGAAGAGAUUAAAUUACAAAAGAAGAUAGAAAUGAAAAACAUCGACGAAAGUAAAUUUUGCCUCGUGCAACAGAUCGUUUCUCGGGACAACGAGAAGGACCGUGAAAAUAACGAAUAUAACGCAUAUAAUCAAAAAUUACGUUCCCGACGGGACGACGCAUCCAAUGCUGGUCUAUCGUGUGGCAACAGAAUACCAGACUGGAAUCCAAAAGCUGUGGACAGACCGAUCGAAAACGAGGAAUGGAUAGCAUUCUUGCAACGAUCAAUGGAAGAAAUCAUGGAUGGCGAAGUAGGAUCGUUGCUGCAGCAAAAUUGCGUGUCGGUGUUCGUAUCGCCACUGAGAAAUCCUGCAGCCGGUUGUCGAGUCAUCGAAUACGUUGCUUGCCUCUUGUCCCUACCAUACGUUGUGUCCGUGGCAAAAGAUUCUCUGAAGAAGAUCACCCAAGUAUAUCUGGACGUUCGAGUGGUGCCGAAUCUCGUUUACUCUUUGAAACUUUUAAUGUCGAAACGUUCCGAGUCGGAAGGGGACAAAAAGUCGGAGCCGACAAAUGCAAUCACGCGAUCAGCAUCCACGCUAUCCGCCGACGAGUUACAAACCUUGGAAUACAUGAUGCUUGUACUUUGCAGAUUGGUUUACAAUAGGCAACAAUUUCUCACCCAAUUCUGCGAUGCCGUCUAUAUCGUAAACGGAGUAACGUUGCUGCAACAAUUAUUGAGUUUAGAAAAAAGAAAGGCACGUGUAGUCGUAGAUCUCGUAGCAAUUUUAAGUAAUAUAUUACGCUCCCAACCGGAAAAUGCUCAUCUCGUUGAAAAAGUUGUAUUGCAUUCGCAUUUAUCGGGAAACUCGGUAGAACAGCUUGGUAAACUGCUCACGCAUCGGCAAGCGAUACUCAGAACGAGAACUUGCCACCUGAUUAGACUGUUGGGUAGAUUUUCUUGUAGAGCUUUACAACAAAUCUGGUGUAAAUCCUUAAAGAAUUUAGUAGAGAAUUUAAUCAUGGACAACGAUCAAGCUGUAAGGCUUGCCGCAGAAGACGCAGUCAACGAAUUAAAGGAAUUGAUAUACUACAAUCAAGAAAAUCCUGUUACUUGAUGCAUUUUCUUAUUUUUUUUCCAAACAUUUUAACAUUUCAUUUUUUUGUAUCUGACAACAAAACAUGUGAAUAUUAACUUUUUUUUUUACCAAA
This is a messenger RNA of Apis mellifera (honey bee), 2524 nucleotides long. RefSeq names its product serine/threonine-protein kinase fused (gene fu). The transcript is spliced from 9 exons. Bases 64 to 2430 code for a protein of 788 amino acids. Lineage: Eukaryota; Metazoa; Arthropoda; Insecta; Hymenoptera; Apidae. The record is from RefSeq and is a predicted model, not a curated record. Gene Ontology annotation, cellular component: cytoplasm. Gene Ontology annotation, molecular function: ATP binding; protein kinase activity. Gene Ontology annotation, biological process: protein phosphorylation.